Messenger RNA from Rhopilema esculentum, 3231 nucleotides. RefSeq names its product TNF receptor-associated factor 2. Lineage: Eukaryota; Metazoa; Cnidaria; Scyphozoa; Rhizostomeae; Rhizostomatidae. Gene Ontology annotation, molecular function: zinc ion binding; tumor necrosis factor receptor binding. Gene Ontology annotation, biological process: regulation of apoptotic process; signal transduction; regulation of canonical NF-kappaB signal transduction. Gene Ontology annotation, cellular component: plasma membrane signaling receptor complex; cytoplasmic side of plasma membrane. The record is from RefSeq and is a predicted model, not a curated record.
CGCGUCAUCGUCGCUAAACUGCAGACUAGCUGUAUGAAUGCCUUGCCUUACGGAUUUAUCAAAAAGUUAGCCUGCAUGCAGAAUUAAAUUAACCAGGCUAACAAAAAAGACUUUGGGAAAGUCUAAUAUAUGUUUAUUGUAAAACAAUAAAUUUACCUUGCUUGGCCACGGAAUAGAAUAAGACCAUUUCUAUUCUGUGUUUUGGCAACCUAACCGGGAAUCCCCCCAUUUCUACCUAUACGGAAAACGGGAAACCCCUAAAAGUUGGUUAUUCCCAGUGAAAUAAGAUAAUAUGCUUCGAGAAAGCAACGUUGGGGUUCAGUUUAUAGAAGAGAAUACACAUCUUUUUCGCAGUUUUUGUUAUGGCAGCAAUGGUGGCAGGGAGUCCUGCUGGCUUAGGCCCACGUUUGCCGAAGAGCCCAAACAUGUCUGGGAAAUUCUUAUGCACGCUAUGCCGUACGGUUAUGUUGCGAGUUUUUCAGUUGGGAUGUGGGCACCUUGUUUGUAAUGGCUGCAAGAACAGCCUUGAGGCAAAGAACUUGGUAUGUUGCCCUGAUGAUUCCAACUGCCAAGCACAAGCAGCAUCACAUCCAGCAAAGAUAUUUGAAGAUAAGUUCCAAACACGUGCAAUACAAAGUUGUUUGAUUCAGUGUGAUUACAAGAAAUUGGGUUGUACUUGGCAAGGAGAACUUAUUAAAUAUUUGGACCAUUACCAAGAAUGCUCUUAUAAUACAGAAAGGUUUAUCAAAGAUGAGGCCUCUUCAUCAAUGCAUCAUAAGAAGCCACAUUCAUUAGAUAAGCUGCCUAAUGACAUGGUGAAAAUUACUGGAAACAGCACAAUUGUCAAUUGUGAUAAUUGCUCCUGGAAAGGACUGACAAAUCAAGAGCUCAAAACUCAUCUCAAGUUUGAAUGCAAAGAAGCACUUGUGAGUUGUCCUUUCAUUGAAGUUGGCUGUCCUCAUAACCAGAAGCAAAACCGAGAAGAGCUUGAAGAUCAUCUAAAAAUUGGCCAAGAGCUUCAUUUAGACUUGCUUUUGAAAGACUAUGUGACACUUAGAGUUAUGGCAAAUGAAUUUGGAAAACUUUUUGAAAUCAAGAAAAGAUGGGUAAGUCUUGAAGAAAAUUAUGACAGGAUAUUAAGUGAAAUCAUUUCAAUGAACAGUAAAACAGAUGCAAGGUUCUAUGACCUUGAAGAAAAAGUUGCCAGAAUUAUAGACAAGGAGGCUAAAGAGAAGCAAUCUAGGUGUUCCAGUAGGAGCCUUGAUCUACUAGAAUCAAGGCUAAAUGAUAUGGAGGCAGUUUUAAGAUGCUUUCAAGAAGACAGGCUUGAAGGGAGUCAACCAGGUAAUUUCAAGGGGCAUUUCGAAAGAAUUGAAUUGAAAUGUAACAGGCAAGAGCAAUUGCAUUUGAAACUAGAAAAGCAGCUUGACUUCUUGAAUGCCAGAAUGGACAGCUUAGAACAUCAAGUUAAUGGUGGUGAUAUAACAUCCUUUGAUGGGGUUUUACUAUGGAAAAUAACAGAUUUUACAAAGAAAAGACAUGAUGCAAUUACAAAGAAAGCAACUUAUAUACUUAGCCCUGUCUUUUACAGUGGUCAAAGAGGAUACAAAAUGUGCAUGCGAGCUUACCUCAAUGGUGAUGGUGUAGGUAAAGGCACCUAUAUGAGUGUCUUUUUUACUAUCAUGAAAGGCCCAUACGAUGCUGUGUUGCCAUGGCCUUUUAAGCAAGCUGUUCGCAUCACAGUUCUUGACCAGAAUGGUGGAAUGAACGUUGAAGAAUCAUUCCGACCAGAUCCUAACAGCGUGUCAUUUCAAAGGCCGACAAGAAACGUAAAUAUUGCCUCUGGAUGCCCAAAAUUUCUUCUUUUAGCAUCUUUAGAGAGCCAAAGAUUCGUUCAGGAUGAUUGUAUGUUCUUGAAAGUGACAGUUGAUGGUUUUUCACUUUGAUAUCGACAUCAAGAGUGUAAAUUGGAGGAGCCCAGGUGGGAUGCCCAGGUGGGACGCCCAGGUGGGAUGACCAGGUGGGACGUCCAGGUAGGACGCCCAGGUGGGAUGACCAGGUGGGAUGACCAGGUGGGACGUCCAGCCCCAGCCCCAGCCCCAGCCCCAGCCCCAUUUAGUUUCUCAAGCUGUACCUGACAAUACUUGAGUAUUUUGUUGAAGGGAUGCGGCAAAAUUAAGAGCAGUAAUUGAACAGGAAGGGAGAAAGUAUAAUUUUCCUUUGGCCAACUCCUUUUGGUAUGGGAUUGUUUUUUAUGUUUGAGUGUAUAAAAGCUAAGAUUGUACAAUUAAAACACUUAUCUAAUAACAUUUAGCAAGUUUGUCUAAAAAGUAUAAUUGAACUAGCGUUUUAUGCUAUAACGUAGCUGUGUAUCCAAGCUUUUUGACUAGGUAGGUCACGAAAUGUUUUGUGUAUUAGUGAAAAAAUUGCCCAAACUAUGCAGAAAUUUUCUUUGAGAAAUGUUUUAAAUGUCUUUACACGAAAUGUAACCAGUGCAUUAUGUCAUCAGUGUGUAUGAAACCCCUCCCCCCUUUUAUGAAUCAAGAUUUGUCUUUUCCUAGAACUGUGUAUGCCAAAAAUUUGUUUGAAAAGUAGGAAAUUUAACCAAAGUCGUUACGUGAAAAGUAGGAAAGUGGUAAGCUUAAAAACAAAUGUACUUAAAAGCAGCUUCAGCAAGCCAGAAUCUGAGAGAUCUUUGCAAAUCCAUUUUCACCAUCCCAAAAAUCAGGUUUUUUCGGGUUAUUUUUCAGCUCUUCAUUUUAUACUGGGUCCUUCAAUUAUACUGUUUUUUUGUUACGUUCAAUCGUUGGUAUUUCCAUUAUUUACCAAUGAAAAGUGCAACUCUACCUAAAACCACCAAGUGUCGUUCCUGUUGAUAAAGCUGCGUUGCAUUUGUUUUACUGAAGCUGCUUUUUGAUUAAAUUUUCAGCUUAUUCAUGCCAAUAAUCUUUUGAAACGCUUUUUUUUAUUAGCACUUUUAAAUGUCAAAUUAACAAAAUAUGGAGUAUAAAUGAAUAAAAUUUCGAUUAAAAGCGUUGAGUAUGGAAAUUUGAUAGGCAGAAUAUUUCGCACAUAGUUACCGUACAGGGUAAACUUGUAACUUGUUUCAAGUUGUUUAAGUUGGACUUUGCAUAAUGUUUUUUCUAUUUUUCUUGGUAUUGUACUUCGUGCAGGGUAGAGCUGUUGAUUAGUUGAUAAUUUUUCACAGCAAAGCAAACAGGAAGGUUGUAA